This is a messenger RNA of Rhipicephalus microplus (southern cattle tick), 2022 nucleotides long. RefSeq lists its product as uncharacterized. The record is from RefSeq and is a predicted model, not a curated record. Lineage: Eukaryota; Metazoa; Arthropoda; Arachnida; Ixodida; Ixodidae.
GUAGCAUCUGUCGAUGCAGAAGAAGGCGAUUUCUGGUUAGAAACGCUAUCGCAUGCCCGUGGGAAAGACGACCGCUGGACGGCUACCGUUGAGAUAGAAGGAAAGCCUAUUUUUUGCAAGUUAGACACAGGCGCAACAUGCUCGGUUAUAGCACGCAGCCAGCUGCAGAAAAUAACAAACAAGCAGCCACUUGAUUGCAACGUUGUUUUAAACACAUUUUUUGGCUUCCAGAAAAAAGCGACGAAACAAGUUCGUCUUGAAGUGGCAACGAGAGAAAGCAAGAUUCUGACAGAGUUUUUCGUCGUGGAUGACGAAAUCGCCGUGACCUUGAGCGGUACAGUUGCCGAAGAGCUUGGCUUGCUCCAACGUGUCUGCUCUGUCGACCAAAUAGAGCUUUACGGCACUGCCAAGCCUUACGAAGACGUGUUUGAAGGUCUGGGUCAACUGGAGGGUAUUGUCUACCAUCUAAAGCUCAAGCCCGGGUCCCAGGGAGUAGUGAAACCAGCACGGCGGAUUCCAAUAGCAUUGCAAAGCAAGGUGAAAGCUGAGCUCGACCGCAUGGAGACUGCUGGAGUCAUCGUGAAAGUGACCGAGCCGACAGAGUGGGCCAGCAACAUGGUCGUUGUUACAAAAGGAGAGAAGGAGUCCGUCCGGUACUUGGGACACAUUUUGACGCGCGACGGCCUGAGCCUGGAUCCACAGCGGCUAGAAGACAUCUUGCAAGUCCAGACGCCAAGCAACCAGAAAGAGCUGCAGACGUUCCUGGGCAUGGUUUCAGACAGACGGCUGAGCCAAGUUCUACAAGAGACCGACCAGGACCCUGUGAUGGUGAAACUUCGACAGUACGCAAGCAGUCAGUGGCCGGAGAGCAAAGCUGACGUCAGCAGCGAGCUACGAUGCUACUGGAGCUUCCGCGACGAGCUGCAUACGCAAGAUGGCCUUGUAUUCAGGAGCAACCGCCUCAUCAUUCCGGCCAAGAUGCGCAGCGAAGUUCUUGCCUGCCUUCAUGCAGCGCAUGGGGGAGCAGAAAAAAUGAAAGCACGUGCUCGAGCUGUACUUUUUUGGCCUUCUAUAAACAGCGAUCUAGAGGAAGUUGCUCGACGCUGUGAGACCUGCCAAAAGCACAAGCCACGAAAUCGGCGCUUGCCAUUGAUGAACCAUGAAAUUCCUAGCCUACCCUGGGAAGUUGUGGGAGCCGACAUAUGCUAUCACAAUGCUACCGAGUACUUGGUGGUUGUUGACUUUUAUUCUUUCUUUUUCGAAAUCAGGCCCGUGAAGACGACAGCCGACAAGGUGAUUGCUGCCUUCGCAGACAUAUUCGCCACUCAUGGCUUCCCGCAGCGCCUAUGCACGGACAAUGGACCGCCAUUCAGCAGCCAGGACUUUCGUGAAUUUGUCGGUAAGAUUAGCUUGCACCAUGUUCGCUCCAGCCCCUAUCACCCUCGAUCAAAGGGAAUGGCUGAACGUGCGGUGCAAGAAGCCAAAAAAUUGCUGAAGAGGUAUCGGUACGGCACAGUGGAUUUUUGUGCUGCAUUGCUUGAAUGGAGAAACACUCCUCGCGAUUCCUAUUUGAAAUCUCCAAUGCAGAGACUCAUGGGCCGAAAUGCGAGGACGCUGCUGCCAGUCACGGAAACCCACCUGCGACCGCAGACCAUACCGCCAGAGGAGGUUCAACGGCGGCUCCACGUCAUCAGAAGUAGACAACGUUCCUACUACAACAGGGGUACAAGGCCGCUACCAGGACUUCCUGAGGGCUCCCGCGUCACAGUGUACAACGUACCAUCAAAGACCUGGUUCCCUGCUACGGUUAUCAAGCCUGCCAACAGUCCGAGAGCCUACAUUGUUGAGACCGAAGAUGGACUCCAGUUGCAGCGCACCAGAGAACAUCUCCGUCUGGCCCCCACUCCACUGGUGCCCCCCACACAAGAACAUCAAGCUGACGUGGGCCCCGCCGAGCCACAACUACGCAGAAGCGAACGCAAUCGCCGGCCACCGCAAAGAUACCCCAUGCCGGAACUUUAG